Penicillium manginii is the source of this 912-nucleotide messenger RNA. RefSeq names its product telomere maintenance SDE2 family protein. NCBI's taxonomy places the organism in Eukaryota, Fungi, Ascomycota, Eurotiomycetes, Eurotiales, Aspergillaceae. The transcript has a single exon. Bases 1 to 912 code for a protein of 303 amino acids. The record is from RefSeq and is a predicted model, not a curated record. Gene Ontology annotation, cellular component: nucleus.
AUGGCAUCGUCAAAUGUUAACGUUCUGCUAUCGUCAUUCCCUGGACUUUCGCUACCAGCGACCGUCUCGUUUUCGUUGGCAUCGACCUCGACAAUCUCAGAUCUAACCGACAAGGUCGCCUCAUAUCUCCCGUCUUCGCUUUCUCUACAGUCACUUAUUCUUACGACGACCAACAACAAACAAAUCACUCCCUCGUCCGAUCCCCUGCGAUAUCUCUUUUGCACUCAUGAUGGCACCACCUCGGCCCCCUCCGCUAUCCUUCCAGUUCGCCUGUCCGUUCCCCUAUGCGGUGGUAAAGGUGGAUUCGGCUCUCAGCUUCGUGCUGCCGGCGGUCGUAUGUCAAGCAAACGCAAGCGCAAUCAAGGCGAUAGCAACAGCUCCAGUCGCAACCUCGACGGCCGCCGCCUGCGUACCGUGAAUGAGGCCAAGGCCCUCGCUGAAUAUCUCGCCGUCAAGCCUGAGAUGGAUAAGAAGGAGAAGGAAGAAAGACGACGACGAUGGCAAGCAGUUGUGGAUAUGUCCGAGAAGCGACAGGAUGAAAUCAAGAAUGGUGAUGGGAAGCAAAAGGUUGACGGGCAGUGGAUGGAAGACAAGGAAGAAUCCAUUGAGAAGGCCCAUGAGGCGGUUUUACAAGCCAUGAAGGAUGGCGCAUGGACCGACAACCUCCGAGAUGUGAUUCUUGGUGGCUCUAGCACAAGUGCCAGUGAAGGCAGCGAGCAUGCUACUUCCUCUAGCUCAGACGAAGAAGAAGAGCAAGGUCCAUCAUCCAGUUCUGCAGGUCCCUCUGCCCCGAAGCCUGCUGCUGCUCGACGUUUCAUUGGUUUCGAUGACGAUGACGAAUUUAUGAGCGACUCCGAGGAGGAAAAAGAGGCAGAGCCUGAAGGCAAAGGCAAGGGUAAGGCUCGCGCUUAA